CGGCGCGGCCCCGGUCCACGUGGGCCGGCGCGCGCGCGCCAGGCCGGCCCCCUCCUUGGCGGCGCUCGGCGCUCGCAGCACAUGGUCGGCGGCGGCGCGCCCCCGAGGCCGGCGGAGACCGGCUGCAGCCGAUUAAGAAUGACCCAAAAGACAUCACAGCUUUGUUCCAGAGCCACUGUUUAUACUCAAGUGCCUGAUGGAGGAUGGGGCUGGGUGGUAGCUGUGUCUUUUUUCUUCGUUGAAGUCUUUACCUAUGGCAUCAUCAAGUCAUUUGGUGUCUUCUUUAAUGACUUAAUGGACAGUUUUGAUGAAUCUAAUAGCAGGAUCUCGUGGGUCAUAUCAAUAUGUGUAUUUGUCUUAACAUUUACAGCUCCCCUUUCUGCUGUCCUGAGCACCCGUUUUGGACACCGUCUGGUAGUGAUGGCAGGGGGCCUGCUUGUCAGCACGGGAAUGGUGAUGGCCUCCUUCUCCCUGGAGCUCUACCACAUGUACAUCUCAAUCGGCAUCAUAUCCGGUUUGGGAUACUGCUUUAGCUUCCUACCAACUGUCACCAUUUUAUCUCAGUACUUUGACAAAAAGCGCUCUGUGGUCACUGCACUUGCUUCCACGGGAGAAUGCUUCGCGAUGUUUGCUUUCGCCCCAGCAAUCACGGCUCUGAAGGACAACAUUGGCUGGAGAUACAGCCUCCUCUUCGUGGGCCUGCUGCAGCUGAACAUCGUUGUCUGCGGGGCGCUGCUAAGACCAAUUAUAAUCAGAGGACCAGGGUCCCCGAAAGCAACCGCCCAUGAGAAUCGGAAAGAAGUGCAAUAUAUGCUCGAAAAUGAGAAAACACGCACCUCAAUAGACUCCAUUGACUCAGGAGUAGAACUAACUACCUCACCAAAGAAUGUGCCUAGUCAUGCCAACACAGAACUGGGGCCGAAGGCCGACAUGCAGCAGAUCCUGGUGAAGACCAGCUCCGAGCCCGGCGAUAAGAAAGCCCCUUUAUUGGACUUCUCAAUCUUGAAAGACAGAAGUUUUAUCUGUUACGCGUUAUUUGGGCUUUUUGCAACACUGGGGUUCUUUGCACCUUCCCUGUACAUCAUUCCCUUGGGCAUCAGUCUAGGCAUUGAGCAGGAGCAAGCUGCUUUUCUGUUAUCCACGAUGGCCAUUGCCGAAGUUUUUGGAAGGAUUGGAGCGGGUUGUGUCCUCAACAGAGAGCCCAUUCGCAAGAUCUACAUCGAGCUCAUCUGCGUCAUCUUACUGACGGUGUCUCUCUUUGCCUUCACUUUCGCGACCGAAUUCUGGGGUCUCAUGUCAUGUAGCAUCUUUUUUGGUUUCAUGGUUGGAACGGUAGGGGGUACCCACAUUCCGCUGCUCGCCGAAGACGAUGUCGUGGGAAUCGAGAAGAUGUCUUCUGCUGCUGGUGUGUAUGUCUUCAUUCAGAGUAUAGCAGGACUGGCCGGACCACCCCUUGCAGGUCUGCUGGUGGACCAGAGUAAGGUUUACAGCCGCGCCUUCUAUUCCUGCGCGGCCGGCAUGGCCAUGGCCGCCGUGUGCCUCGCGCUCGUGAGACCGUGUAAACAGGGACUGUGCCAGUGUCACCCUGCGGGCGAAGGACAGGCAGAGAGUCCUCGCGGGAAAGCUUUACAAGACAUACCCGAAGACUUUCUCGAAAUGGACCUUGGGAAAAAUGAGCAUAAAGUUCACGUGAAAAUGGAGCCAGUAUGA
Odobenus rosmarus divergens (Pacific walrus) is the source of this 1710-nucleotide messenger RNA. RefSeq names its product solute carrier family 16, member 6 (monocarboxylic acid transporter 7) (gene SLC16A6). The record is from RefSeq and is a predicted model, not a curated record. Bases 82 to 1710 code for a protein of 542 amino acids. Gene Ontology annotation, molecular function: monocarboxylic acid transmembrane transporter activity. The transcript has 6 exons. Gene Ontology annotation, biological process: monocarboxylic acid transport; transmembrane transport. NCBI's taxonomy places the organism in Eukaryota, Metazoa, Chordata, Mammalia, Carnivora, Odobenidae.